AUGUACGACAAAGUCGUCCCCCUAGGCACGCGCCUACACUACCCCAUCAUCGUAACCAAACUACUGAAGAAGCCCGGCGACGCAAUCAAGAAACAGGAGAGCAUCUUUGAGUACAAGUUUCAUUGGAAGCGCCAAGUCAACGACGAUACUUGGAGCAACGAAACCACAUAUACCGAGUUCGAUAGUCCUGCCGAAGGCAAGCUCAAACAAUGGCGCAUCCGCGAAGGCCAGGAGAUCGCGGCUGACGCACCUUGCCUGAUGGUUGAAGAAGCUUGCGGCCACGAGGUUCAGGUGCAGGGCCUUUGUAGUUUGUGCGGCGCUGAUAUGACCGAGACCAACUGGGCGAGCGACAACCUCGACACAGACCGCGCUAUGAUCAACAUGAGCCAUGAUCAGACUGUCUUGAGAGUUAGCGAGAGCGUCGCGACAAAGGCCGAGCACGAGAACCAGAAGCGUCUACUCCGACAACGGAAGCUGAGCCUCGUUGUCGAUCUUGAUCAGACUAUUAUCCAUGCUUGUAUCGAACCUACCAUCGGUGAAUGGCAGAGCGACCCAACAAAUCCGAACCACAAUGCCGUCAAGGAUGUUAGAAGCUUCCAGCUUAAUGACGACGGCCCUCGCGGCUUGACAAGCGGCUGCACAUACUAUAUUAAGCUUAGACCUGGACUGAUGGAGUUCCUUGAAGAGGUCUCCAAGAUGUACGAGUUGCACGUUUAUACCAUGGGCACACGCGCCUACGCCCUCAACAUCGCCAAGAUUGUCGACCCCGACAAGAAGCUUUUUGGUAAUCGCGUCAUCAGUCGUGAUGAAAAUGGCAGCAUCACUUCAAAGAGCCUGCAACGUCUGUUUCCCGUCAGUACAGAUAUGGUAGUCAUCAUCGACGAUCGAGCCGACGUAUGGCCAAUGAACCGACCAAAUCUCAUCAAGGUGGUACCAUACGACUUCUUUAAGGGCAUCGGUGAUAUCAACUCGAGUUUCCUGCCCAAGCGACAAGAUAUUUUGCCCAUUUUGAAGUCGAAGCCCGUGGUAGAUAACAGCCCAAAGCCACCCUCAAAAGCUUCGCCUAUCGAUGAGAUAGUGAAGAUGAGCGGUGGAGAUGACGCAGCCAGCUUGAAGAGUCAGACUGAGGAGCAGGAGAAGACAUUGGAGAAGCAGCUGAAGGAACGACCUUUGUUGCAUAUGCAAGAGGAGCUGGAUAAGGAAGACGACCAGCAGGAGACGAACAACACCACCAGCGACUCACCAUCUAUCCACCACAGAAAUGUCCUUGUUGAUGACGACGAGGAGCUUAUUGCCCUUCAAGAUCACCUCACUGAUUUACAUACCUCUUUCUACGAAACAUAUGAUAGGCGACGAGCGGAGCGGAGAGAAAAGGAAGGAACACAUCCACCAGCGCACAGCAAAUCGAAGCGAAGAGCAUCUGUCGAUGAUGGCGUUGAUCUGUCUAUGGUACCGGAUGCUGGCGAUAUCCUUGAUGAACUCAAGUCCAACGUCCUGUCUGGUCUUGUGAUUGUAUUAUCAGGUCUUGUACCUCUUGGCGUUAGAGUGGAGGAGUCGGAAAUAGGACUUCAGGCUCAGAGCUACGGCGCCCAAGUUCUGGAUACGAUUUCGAAGCGAGUGACACAUCUUGUUGUUGCCUCGUCGCGUCCCCGAACAAAGAAGGUGCAGCAGGCAGCCAAGAUUCCCAGCAUCAAGAUCGUCAACCAGAACUGGCUCACUGAUUGUCUAAGUCAAUGGCGACGGCUCGAUGAACGGCCUUACUACCUGGAGAUUCUCGAUGCCGAUAGGGAAAAGGGAGGGGAGGAUAUUACGGAGAUAACGUCAGAAGCCGAAGAAGUUGAAGAUGCCCAGACCGGUCAAGAGCUCAAGGACUUCGACUGGGGUGAGGCUGAAGAUGAACUUGCCGAGUUUAUGGACGAUGACGACGACGAUGACGGAGAGAGUGUUGCUGCCACUGUAACAGAAUCCGAUCUCGAAACCGUGGACGGACAGAAUUCUAAGCAGAGCCUCAAACGGAAGGCGGAUGCAGAUGAGUCGGACGACGACGGUACAUCAAGCAUCGGCGAAAGUGUACUUGCUAAGAAGCAGCGUCUCGCUCGUAACCGCGGUGCUUCCGGCCUACGAUCAAUACAAACGCCGAACGGCGAUGAUCAAGACACAGAGGACGGAAGUCUACCAACACCAGUACCAACAGGCGAUGAAGCCAUGGAAGAUAGGGACAAGGACCCUGUGAUCAACGCGGACGAGGACCAGGAUUUCGACGAGGAUGAAUUGGAGCGGGAGUUGCUGGCCGAACUGAUGGCAAGUUGA
Molecule: messenger RNA, 2310 nt
Organism: Fusarium sp. VM40
Lineage: Eukaryota; Fungi; Ascomycota; Sordariomycetes; Hypocreales; Nectriaceae
Source: the annotation of a GenBank genome assembly